Molecule: messenger RNA, 804 nt
Organism: Postia placenta MAD-698-R-SB12
Lineage: Eukaryota; Fungi; Basidiomycota; Agaricomycetes; Polyporales; Adustoporiaceae
Exons: 1
Coding region: 1-804 (267 amino acids)
Source: RefSeq, a predicted model, not a curated record
AUGCAACUUCCCGUUCUACAACGUCUGCGUGAACGGAUCUAUGCAGCCAUAUGGGAUUUCUUGCGCCGACGAAGUCAGGAUCACCCUAUCAUGCGCCCGCGCUCCGUGGCUUUACCAUUCGGCCUAUAUCUCAAGAAGGCUGACCUGCAAGAGGCCCUCGCCACUCAGUAUGUUCACCAGCACACGACAAUCCCUGUUCCUAGAGUUCUCGACGUUGUCCCUUGCGCGAGUGGCUCGAAGGUCUUCAUGCUGAUGACCAGAGUCCCUGGUGAGCAGAUGAGCAGACGUGCAGGGGAUAUCAAGGAUAUCUCGCCUCGUCAGCUUCAGGUUCUUGAAGACACGCUGCGCGGAUGGUUCGAGCAGCUCAGAGCGCUUGAACCUCCAGAUGCGGAUGCGGUGUGUGGAUUUGGUGGUAAUGGGAUCAAAAGCUAUCGCAUCAGGCAUGACCACUACGUCGGGCCCUUCGCCUCACAGCAAGAGUUCCACCAGGAGCUAGUGAGCGGUUACGAGGCGACGCAUGGCGAAUUGGUUGCUCCUAGCCACUCGAAACCUCAUCGCAUCUGUUUCACGCAUGGGGACAUCUCCCCCUACAACAUUCUCCUUGACGAAGACAUGAAACCUGUUGGGCUCGUCGACUGGGAAUGCGCGGGCUGGAUGCCUGAGUAUUGGGACUACACGUACGCGCUCUAUCUCAAAAAUCCGGUGUACAUGGAAUGGGUCGAUUUGUUCACUCGCAUCUUCCCUCAAUACCGUGUCGAGUUUGAGGCUGAGUGCAAAUUAUGGGAGGUCGCGGCGCCGUGGUGA